AUGAGUUCACCAGCAACAUGGACAACAAAGCUCCGGACCCAUGGUGAGUCACUCCUCAAAUCGAUGAGCAAGAUGAUCGAAGCGAACAACGCGACACUCGACAGCCUCAUGUCGGCUCGGGUGGAUGGGAUCCGUGACGAAAUUGCCCUUGACCUCGAGCAGAUCAGGACGGAUUUCUACAAGACGGAGCCGCCGGAGCCGGAUCCCAAGGCCGACGGAACUUCAUCUUCGCGCAACGCUGGGCCAGGUCGUGGCGCUGCUGCGACCAGCGCCCUUGGCGUCGACAACGAACACCGGGGGAAGGCACAUAACAUUUAUGUCCCUCCUCCGGUCAGAGGUGCGCGCGAUUCAGUUUUCUCUCCCAGAAAUUUUUCUCCCCGUGAUCCUCAUGUGAUGGAUACUGCUGAGUGCUCCUUGUUUUCCAUGCAUCUGGAGAUCCCCAAGUUCGAUGGCUUGAACCCGAGAUUAUGGCAAAAUCGUUGCGAAGACCAGUUCAGACUGUGGAGCACGCCUCCUCACAGAUGGUUAUCGUUAGCCACGGCUCAUUUCGAAGGUGCUGCUGCACGGUGGUUUGAAUCUAUGCAGAGGCGCAUGCCGAAUACCAACUGGUCAGAAUUCUGUGCUGCGUUACAAAGUCGUUUUGGGCGCAACCAACACCAAACCCUGCUCAGGAAGUUGUUCAGAAUUGCUCAAACAACGACAGUGGAAGACUAUGUUGAAUGCUUUGCGGAGCUCUAUGACCAGUUAACAGCAUAUGAAGAUACACCCAACUCCUUGCUACACCACCAGGUUUUGGAUGGUUUGAAGCCUGGGGUGCGGAUGGUUGUUGCACUACAGAAACCCAAGGAUUUAGAUGCAGCAUACGAACUUGCUCUGUUGCACGAGGAGUUAGGUGAGACGUACUCUUCUACCGGUUGUUCCGCUCCAAGGAAAUCAGUAACAACUUCUAGCUAUACCAGUUCAAAGGUUCAAAAACAGGAAGACCGACGAAAUUCAGAUUCUGCCAGCAGUGUAGCUCAGGAAGAUAAGUGGACAGCACUCAGAAAUUACAGGAAAUCCAAGGGGCUAUGUUUUGUUUGUGGAGAGAAAUGGUCUAAAGAUCAUGUGUGCAAGGCCACAGUUCAACUACAUUUUGUGCAAGAAAUGAUAGAGCAGCUACAAUCUAAUUCCAAUGAAGAAUCUGAUUCUGAUAGUGAACAGCAUGAGCAGUCUUCAGUUCAUUCCAUCAGGUUAUCUGCUGCAGCUAUGGGAAAGGAACCAGAAGUCCCAGUUUUACAAUUAGAGAUUGAUUUGCAAGGCCACAAAUUUCAAUUCCUAGUUGACUCGGGCAGUACACACUCUUUCAUGGAUUUGCAACACAGUUCCUUUGCAGGGGUCAUCCCAAUUAAAACACUCACUGUUACAGUAGCUGGUGGCUCAACAAUUCAGUGGCAACAACAAAUCAAAAAUUGUGUGUGGCAGUGCAAUGGUGCUAAAUUCAUUUCAGAUUUCAAGUUGUUGCCCCUGCAAACCUAUGAUGGCAUAUUGGGGUUGGACUCGCUGGCCCAACACAGUCCUAUGUAUGUCGAUUGGGUUGAAAAAUGGUUAUCAUUUAACAAGGAGGGACAGACAGUCACUUUACAUGGCAUUGGAUCUGAAGAGUGUUCUUACACCUGUGUUUCCAUAUUUUCAAUUCAAGUUGAAGGACAAGCUGCUAUCACUCCAGAAAUUCAGUUGUUGUUGGAAGAAUUUGCUGAUGUGUUUGAAACUCCUACUCAGUUACCUCCUAGAAGAGAUUGUGACCACAAGAUCAAUUUAAUUCCAGGAGCUAGACCAGUAACAGUUAGACCAUACAGAAUAGCACCACAGUUAAAGGAUGAACUUGAAAAACAAAUUGCAGAGAUGUUGAAGUCAGGUGUCAUCAGGCCCAGCAAAAGCCCUUUCUCUUCUCCAGUAAUUCUGGUUAAGAAAAAAGGGGGAGAAUGGAGAUUAGUAGUGGACUACAGAAUGCUAAAUGCUAUCACAAUCAAAGGGAAAUUCCCAGUACAUGUGAUUGAUAAACUUCUGGAUGAAUUAGCUGGUGCUGCUUGGUUCACUAAAAUAGAUCUCAGGGCUGGUUAUCAUCAGAUCAGAUUGGCUGCAGGGGAGGAAUAUAAAACAGCUUUCCAAACUCAUCUGGGUCACUAUGAGUUCAUAGUUUUAGCUUUUGGUCUUAGUGAAGCCCCAGGAACAUUUCAGGGAGCCUUAAACACCACAUUGUCUCCAGUUAAGAGGAAGAAUACCUUGGUUUUCUUUCAUGACAUUUUAUUUUUCAGUAAGUCCUAUAAGGAGCAUUUGAAGCAUGUCAGAGAAGUUCUUGCCUUGCUAAGAGCUGAUAAGUGGAAAGUUAAGAUGUCAAAAUGUGCAUUUGCUCAACAACAAAUUGGUUACUUGGGACAUACAAUAACUGCUCAAGGAGUUGCAACAGAUCCUAGCAAAAUCCAAACAGUGGAGCAAUGA
This is a messenger RNA of Aegilops tauschii subsp. strangulata, 2478 nucleotides long. RefSeq lists its product as uncharacterized. NCBI's taxonomy places the organism in Eukaryota, Viridiplantae, Streptophyta, Magnoliopsida, Poales, Poaceae. Gene Ontology annotation, molecular function: aspartic-type endopeptidase activity. The record is from RefSeq and is a predicted model, not a curated record. Gene Ontology annotation, biological process: proteolysis.